GUGACUUGGCAAUUGCCAAGUUGUUGUCGGGACCGGUGCCUGGGGAAAAAGCGGGUGUCCUUGACAAGUUCCGGGUCAAUUUGCCGGCCCCCACAAUGUGGGGAGGGGAGCGUGUGUCUCCCCUAGUAUUUGCCUGAGGGCGAGUUGCUGGAGCUGUCCGGACAGCUGGUCGCCUGGAUCCCUGCUGGCCUCCUCCCUCCCCUUCCCAUCUCGCUGUCAGCCCCGAGUCCCCAGUCCUCAGUGGCGAGUGGCCGCUGUCGCCGAGGAGUUUCAGGCGCCUAACGAUGCAAGGAGUGGACGUGACGGUCACAGCUUCAGCCUCCAUGAAAGUGCCUGAACCCGAUGUGAAAGCUGAAGCGCCCGUCCAUAAACCGGUGGGAAGAGGAAGGGGAUGGCAAUAUAGUGAUCAUAUGGAGAAUGUGUGUGGAUACUUGAUGAAGUACACCAAUCUUGUCACAGGAUGGCAAUAUCGGUUCUUUGUUUUAAAUCAUGAAGCUGGAUUGCUGGAAUAUUUUGUCAAUGAGCAGUCCAGAAGUCAGAAGCCAAGAGGCACUUUACAGCUAGCAGGGGCUGUCAUCUCACCAAGCGAUGAAGACUCUCACACAUUUACUGUCAAUGCCGCCAUUGGAGAACAGUAUAAACUAAGAGCUACUGAUGCAAAAGAACGCCAGCACUGGGUCAGUAGACUUCAGAUUUGUACGCAGCAUCAUACAGAAGCUAUUGGGAAGAAUAAUCCACCAUUGAAAUCGAGAAGUUUUCCCUUGGUUUCUCAAGGAAGCUGUUCUCCAGGUGUGCAGAGAAGAGCAAGUCAAAAUACUGCUGCUUUUUUUGGUGUCAUUCAUCAUAAGACACAGGGACUGUCAAAGCGAUCCCACACCCUGCAACCAGACCAUUUGGUGGAUGUUCGUGAGAUGAUGAACCAGGCUGAAGGGCAACACAAGGAAUUGGUCCGGGCUAUUGAAGGACUUCCUCCCUUUGGAGAACAAAUAUCAUCACUGGACCAAGAUCUGCUUAUGCUCAAAGCCACCACAAUGGCAACAAUGAACUGUUUAAGUGAUUGUUUCCAUAUUCUCCAACUUCAACAGGCAUCCAACCAGAAAAGUUGUUUUUCUACAUGUGAAAGAGAUUGCAACAAAGGCAAAGUGCUGGAUGAACUCAGCAGGUCAAGCAGCAUCUGUGGAGGAACAACAAUUGAAUGGUUGGAGCCGAAAUUAUCACUAUCAGACAACCUCAAGAACGGAAAUGAACAUCAGUCGUCAACUGAGAAGACUCAGUCAAAAGCUGCUUGUGAAGAUCAGCCAGCUUCUGAACACUACCAAAUGACACGGAAAUGCCCUUGCAUACUUUUUCAUCAUUUUGGGAAGUGGAGUGACCAAUUCAAUCUUGCUGAGCCAGGGUUACAGGAGAAUGCAUUAGGCUAUAAGAAAGCUGUAACUGUCCCUCUCGUACUGCAUUACAAUUUUCCUAAGGAACCUGAAGAAAUAAACCCAGAUGAUGAAAGAGAAGAUUCUAUUGAGGAUGAGGAGGAAGAUAAUCUGGAAGUGGUUGAAGAGCAGCGUAGCGUGAUAUUACACUUGUUAUCUCAGCUGAAGCUUGGUAUGGAUUUGACACGAGUGGUCCUUCCAACCUUUAUCCUGGAGAAACGUUCACUACUGGAGAUGUAUGCGGAUUUUAUGUCCCACCCAGACCUCUUCAUUGCUAUCGCAGAUGGUGCUACUCCUGAAGAGAGGAUGAUCCGUUUUGUUGAGUAUUACCUCACCUCAUUCCACGAAGGCCGCAAAGGAGCUGUAGCUAAGAAACCGUACAAUCCAAUUAUUGGUGAAACAUUUCACUGCUCAUGGAACGUACCAAAAAACGCCAGCAGUGUAUUGUGUAAUACCUCAUCACAGAGUUGUCUGCUGAAAUCAGAGUGCUCUGAUGGCUUGGAGGGAAGAGGCCAGUCAGACUAUCUUUUAAGAUUUGUGUCAGAGCAGGUGUCCCAUCAUCCACCUGUCUCAGGAUUUUAUGUAGAGUGUGAAGAGAAAAACAUAUGUGCAAACACUCACGUAUGGACAAAAAGCAAGUUCAUGGGCAUGUCUAUUGGAGUCGUAAUGAUUGGGGAAGGUCUUCUGUGUCUCUUGGACCAUGGAGAAGAGUACACCUUUACCCUUCCUUGUGCUUAUGCUCGUUCUAUUUUAACCGUUCCUUGGGUAGAGCUGGGAGGGAAAGUUAAUGUCAACUGCGCAAAGACUGGUUACUCUGCAGCUAUAACAUUUCACACAAAACCAUUUUAUGGUGGAAAACUUCACAGAGUGACGGCGGAAGUGAAGCACAAUACGACAAACACUGUUGUAUGCAGAGUGCAGGGUGAAUGGAAUGGUGUGCUUGAAUUCACUUACAGCAAUGGAGACUCAAGAACCAUUGAUGUCACGAAACUUCCUGUCACCAAAAAGAGAGUGCGACCCAUGAAGAAACAAGGCCCUUUCGAAUCCAGGCGCUUGUGGCAACACGUGACUGAAGCUUUGAGGGUAAAAAACAUAGUAAAGGCAACUGAACACAAGAGCUUACUAGAGGAACGUCAGAGGUCAGAAGCCCGCCACCGUGCAGAGACCGAGACACUGUGGAAGACAAAGUAUUUCCAUCAAGAGGGUGAUGGAUGGAUCUAUUACAAGCCGCUGUGGAAAGCUGCAAGAGACUAUACUGAGACAGCAUCACCAGCACCUUAGGUCCUGUGCAACUGGACUGCAGCAACAUGGUUUUAAGUAAUAAGCAAUCACAUCCAUAGCUGUGACCAAUGUUAUUUAACCAUGAUGGUUUCAUAUUAAAUUGUAAAAUGCAGUAAAUCUCUCAGCUGCUUUUAUUAAAUAUUGUGUGUCUGUAUGAUAUAAUGUAAGAUUGCUUUACACAUUGGCAUGUUAGCAGAAAGGACUUUAAAAUUACAGGACAAUGAGUGAAUUUUUAUCUUCAACUACAUUUUAUAUCUUAUCUGAAGCCUUUUGACAAUUACUUUUUGGCGAGGAUCUUGUAUUAUUUUAACACCUAUAUUUGAAAAGAUAUUACUUUAAUGAUUGCAGCCUCAGAACAAAAAACUAUUUCUAAUUGGCACAGUGAAGUGCUCUUUUGGCUUGUUCAUGCAGUUGACAAGAAAGGCUGAAAUGCUGGACUGUUGAUCAGCCUAUGGAACUAUUGCAACAAAAUAUGCCAGAGUGAUCCUUUGGCUUAACCUAUUGCAUAUGAUCUUUUUAAGAAGAAGACUAUUCAGGAAAAAUUUGUCAUAUGAAGUUCCUUUACGUACAUUUCUUUAAAAAUUGCGGGCAAUUAAGAAACUAUCCCCCAAAAAAGGGUAAGCAGAUUGAAAGCAGUGAAUACUUGUUUCCAAAGUGUGCCUUACACUGUAUCCUGUGUUGAUUUUUUUUCUUUUAAGUAUAGUCUUCCAAUUAGUAUGUGUGAAAUUAUCUGUUGCAGUUUAAAUACGGAUGUUAAUUUUCAUCUCGAACUGAAAAUGUAGUGAAUCUUAUAAAUUUUAUUUCAUCCUUUUUACUAAAACUGCGUAGCAAGCAAACUUCCAUGAAUUGAAGAUUUUUUUUUAAAGGAAGUGAUUUUAAAUUAAUUACUUUCAGGAGAACAACGUGGAUGGUGAAAUCAUGAUUGUUUUAUGUGUGCAGAAGUUCCAUGAGUUAAACUUCUAAAGACACAAAGUAAAUGAUGCUCUUUCACAGUAAUACCCAUCAUUGCUGCAGAGAUUUAUUUUGCUUAUUUUGUGUGUGUGGCAAUAAAUUUGAAAUACCACAAGGUACUACUGAGCAUUUUAUGUUAUAUGAGAAUUAUUUUGUUUGUUAAAUAUGGCCUCUGUGACAAUGAAAGUGCUGUUCACAUUUCAUGAAUGUCUUGUGAUCCAUACAAUAACAAGAGAAAAAAAUGUUUUUCUAGUUUUUGUGUAAGGCAUAACUUAUAAACUCAACUCUUAAGUUAUGAAAUUUUCCACAUCAGCUAAGUUUUCAUUCAUUUGUGUGGAACUUCAAUUUCAAUUUUUCUUUUUAAAGUUGAAUUGAAAUUAACUGAACAAAUCUUAAUUCACAAAGACUUUGUUUUGUUACUGGAGUAUUACAGAAAUAGAAAGUUCAUUCUGUGAUAUAUUGAAUAUGGAGAGAUACUAAAACAGAAAAUAUCAUUACUCAUUGUAUUUGAAAUAAAAGUUCAACUGUAUUGCUUGUCUCACACUACUUUGAUACUAUAGUACUGUAUAUUUUGAAACGGUAUCCAAUGCACUGAAGGGAG
Messenger RNA from Mobula hypostoma (lesser devil ray), 4257 nucleotides. It is a transcript of the gene osbpl11, whose product is annotated as oxysterol binding protein-like 11. Bases 285 to 2705 code for a protein of 806 amino acids. Gene Ontology annotation, cellular component: membrane; cytosol; intracellular membrane-bounded organelle. The record is from RefSeq and is a predicted model, not a curated record. The transcript is spliced from 15 exons. Gene Ontology annotation, molecular function: sterol binding. Lineage: Eukaryota; Metazoa; Chordata; Chondrichthyes; Myliobatiformes; Myliobatidae.